Molecule: messenger RNA, 2290 nt
Organism: Pocillopora damicornis (cauliflower coral)
Lineage: Eukaryota; Metazoa; Cnidaria; Anthozoa; Scleractinia; Pocilloporidae
Product: propionyl-CoA carboxylase alpha chain, mitochondrial
Cellular component (GO): mitochondrion
Molecular function (GO): metal ion binding; ATP binding; propionyl-CoA carboxylase activity
Source: RefSeq, a predicted model, not a curated record
UCAGUCACGUUUGAAGAUGGCUGGUAAAAGUGUAGGAUCUGGAAUCUCUUCUUUAUUACAAGGAUCUUGUAAAUUUUGCAAGCAACGAGCAGCCUGGUUCAAAAGAUAUCCACAGACAUGGUUUAGGGGUUUGCAAACAUCAGCAGCUCGGAAUGAACAGCUUUUUGACAAGAUUCUGAUUGCCAACAGAGGAGAGAUUGCCUGUAGGGUCAUGAAAACGUGUAAACGUCUUGGAAUUAAAACUGUUGCUAUCUAUAGUGAAGCAGAUGCAAAUGCUGUUAUCCAGUCAUGAUCAAGGCUUCCGCUGGUGGAGGUGGCAAAGGAAUGAGAAUUGCUUGGAAUGACGAGGAAACAAAAGAAGGGUUUCGACUCUCAUCCCAAGAAGCAAGAUCCAGUUUUGGAGACGACCGUUUGUUAGUGGAAAAGUUUAUUGACAAUCCAAGGCACAUUGAGAUUCAGGUUCUUGGAGACAAGUAUGGGAAUGCUGUUUAUGUGAAUGAAAGAGAAUGUUCUAUCCAGAGACGGAAUCAGAAAGUCAUAGAAGAAUCACCUAGCCCAUUUGUGGAUCCUGACAUGAGAAAAGCAAUGGGUGAACAAGCUGUCGCACUGGCCAAAGAAGUUGGAUAUGACUCAGCUGGCACUGUGGAGUGUUUGGUUGACUCACAGAAGAACUUUUAUUUCCUAGAAAUGAACACUCGUCUGCAGGUGGAACACCCCAUCACUGAAAUGGUUGCUGGAAUUGAUCUAGUGGAACACAUGAUCAGAGUAGCAGCAGAUCAUCCGCUUAACAUCACGCAGGCUGAUAUUCCCAUCAAUGGCUGGGCUGUUGAGUGCCGUGUGUACGCUGAGGAUCCAUACAAGAAUUUUGGUUUGCCAUCCAUUGGAAGGCUGUACAAGUAUAUUGAACCAACUCAUCUACCAAAUGUUCGCUGUGACAGUGGUAUCAUUGAAGGCAGUGAAAUAAGCAUUUAUUACGACUCCAUGAUAUCGAAGCUGGUUACUCAUUCGCCGACCAGAAAUGAAGCUCUUGAUCUGAUGAACAAGGCGUUGGAUUCUUAUGUUAUCAGAGGUGUCACAUACAAUGUUUCACUUCUCCGUGAUGUUCUUAACCAUCCCAAAUUCCGCCUCGGAACCAUCACCACGAAGUUUCUUCCUGAAGAGUAUCCAAGUGGAUUUAAAGGUCAUCAGUUGACUGAGGAAGAAAGAGAUGAACUACUGGCCACGACAGCCUAUUUCUUCGUGCAAAGAGCAAGAAAAGCGAUGGCCUUCAAGAACCAAAGCAAGCUCAAUGCUGUGAGCAAGAAACCAUCUGCGUGGGACCUGGUAAUUACUUUGCAGAAAGCUGAUUAUCCAGUUGUGAUACAGGCCAAGGAAGACGGAAAUUUCGAGGUCAGCAUAGAUGGAAAGCAAGUGGAUUUCAACACAUCCUCUGGACUGUCAGAUCCGGUAUUCGGAGCCAAGAUAAAUGGAAAUGAUGUUUUGUUACAGACUUUAAAGAAAGAAGGAAAUCUCUUCGCAAUCCAGCACUAUGGAACAACAUACAAGCUACGAGUGCACACGAAGGAUCAGUACGAGUACAUGAAGUACAUGCCAGAGAAACAAGAGGAGGACAUGUCCCCAUUCCUCAAGUCACCCAUGCCUGGCACAGUUGUAUCAGUGGCUGUCAACGUCGGUGACACGGUUCAUGAAGGACAGGAGUUGGCAGUAGUGGAGGCAAUGAAGAUGCAGAACAGUUUGCAUGCAGGACUUUCUGGAACUAUAAAAAAGGUGAAUUUUAAAGCCGGAGACAAAGUUGGUGAAGGAGAUAUUAUGGUUGAAAUUGAACAUCACCCCGACCACUGAGACGGCAAUUCUAUUCUAGGAGGAAAAGUUUAUCACAAUUUUCAGGUCAUGUGAAUUUUUGUGUGCUCAUGGAAGUGACUUCCGCGCACAAGUCUCGUCGACUUCUGCUCGGAAAUGCCAAUGACAAAAUGAACUGACUUCUUUGUGCCCGUGAAAAUGACUCCUGUGAAGCUACAAUUGCUGGCCUACUAAUGAAGUAGGGAGCUCGUGUAUGCUUAUUAUAUGUACAUGCAAAUGAACUGGCGUCCUUAUGGGGCGCGUGCGGGUAAUCAUAGGCGUGCCUGCGCGUUUGAUCUCCGUAUGAACUCCUAGGUGACUUCUAUGUGCAUACACAAUUGACUUAAGUGUGCACAUAAAGAUUACAUCUGCGUGUGUGUACUUGCGUAAGUGACUUCCGGGAGCAUUCACAAGAUUUACUUCUGCCCGAACGUGCAACUGACCCUUGCGU